ACUAACCCAAUUUUGUUUUCGAGUUUAACCUAUCUUUUUUGAACACAUUGUUAUGCGGAAGUGCUGGCUUGUUUGGCCCCUUUUUCCAUAAUACACUAAUUAAUUAUGGAAUUCGAUGUACCUGAAGAUGUCCCGGUGGGCAAAAAGAGACCACUAGAAGACUCUAUCGAUGAAGUCGCCCCUAAACAGAAGAAACCGAAGUUGUAUUCGGUAAAGCAAUUUAGAAAACAGCUCCAAUCCACUGAAAAGUUGCAAGCUUUAACUGAGUUUUCAGCAUUGGUGGCAUCAAACUCAAAGCAUGACUAUAUUUUUGAUUAUCUCAAAGAUGGUGGAAAUUGCCUAGAACUGCUUCAGGCCCUUGAACAUGAUUCUUCCAUACCACCUUCGAUUGUUUUCGACAUAAUUAAUCAUUUACUUUUGCGAAUUAGUGCUAAAUAUGGACAGUAUUAUACCUCGGCAUAUGAAUCUUGUAGAUACUUGCUCAAUAAUUAUUUAUCAGUUGUUCACAAAAUGCUUGGGCUGAGUUCAUCAAAACAAGAGAGAAAAGCCUGUCUUAAGUUGCUCACAGCUAUGGCAACAUUCUCUUCGAAUUUGGCCAAAGAUAUUUUGCUAAAAGUUAAGUUCCAUUCAGCAAAUAUAGAACUGCUAUCGAAGCCCACCGGCGAAAAAAACAGUGUUCGAGACAGCUUUAUACAUUUUUUAAUUGCAUUUAUGGUUGAUAGUGACUGGCAUAUUUUGUCAAUUUUACUUGAAAAAAGUGGACUUUUAACACGUGUUAUAUCAGGACUUCAAUAUGAUGAUGCAGAUACGGUUUGCAUGAUUAUAACUGUCAUGAAAAAUCACAUUUUGGAAAACUCAUUUGUAAGGAAAACGACGAAAAUGCAUGUAUUUAAUACUGCGGUAGUAAAAGAUCUUGUGAAUUUAUAUAAUUGGAAAGGAUCGGAUGGACUAAAAGCUAUGGAGAAAAACAACAAAACCAUCUAUGAGGUGGACAAAAUAGCAAAAUCGAAAGUUAGUGAAUGUCUUCAUGAUUUUCUAUUGGUUUUGUGUACCUCAUAUAAAUUCGGCUUAAUAUUCAGUGAUCCCCUAGUGGGACUGGGUAAAAAGCAUGUGAAUGGAUUAAUGUUUACUGUGUUAGAUAGCUUAGAUAGGCCCUGGGAACAUUCAUAUGCUAGCGAUCUGGUUAUAAAAAUAUGUCGAUCUUGCCCAGACUUGACAAAAGUGAUGUGGAUUACUCUAAAACCGUUUUUGGAACCAAGAUUGACCGAAAAAUGGCUAAACGCCAUGAGUUUUACCAAAAGAUUAAUCGACGAGAUGAAACCGUCUUGUAUCGAAUAUUGCGCCAAAGAUUUGUCUGCUCAACAGUUGGCGCAAGUUAUAGAAGUGUUAGUAUCCCCAUCUGCCAUUUUGAGCGGUCUGAUUGAUGCUAAACCCAUUGAAAAUAAAGGCGUCAAAGUCCAUAUAAUAAAAUUACUGCGUCAUAUGCUGGAAAAAAUGCUUGAAUUUCUAGAUCUAGCAAAGAAUUGGACUGGCAGAGAAAGUCACACGAAAGUUGCGAAUAAUUUAUCGAACUACAUUAGCAAACAUUAUCCGAAAGCAGAAGAUCUACUUGAAGAGUGGAAAACUGUCGACGUAAGUACAGAACAGGAACAGUCGACAGAAUCUGAAAAGCGAGAUAAUUUGGAAGUAAUACUUGAUAUACUUAACUUCUAUAAAACAUUAGCGCCUCAAUGUUUGUCAAAUCUGACUGCAAGAAGUUUCGAUUUUAAAAACUUCUUAUUCAACCUGGCUGACAACUUCGAGGAACAGUCUGAUUCAAUUGAAAUGUUGCAAAUCAAGCUCGUUGAGAUCUUCGUCGACAGCGAGCAAGCACUUUUCUUACCCAACACUGAUGUCUUCGCUUAUAUUGUGCCAAUAUUACUGAAAAACUUCCAUGCCAGAAAGGAGAGCACUGUUCAAAACGUUCUGAGCAAGCUUCUUCGAAAUACCGGCAUUUUUGACAGCGGUCUGUACGAAAUAAAUAUUUGGCUUAAUGGAAUUUUCAACUUCGAUACAUUUGUGGAAAGUUUCGCCGAAGAUUUUGUAGAAUUUUUCAAGGACGCGAAUGCUAAUCUAUUGGAUUUCCAAAAAGAGUUGUCUCAAAUGGCAGAGGAUGAAGGAUUAGUGAAUGAAAACGAGAAUGUAAUCGAGACUCUAAUGAAUAUGUCGGAGUUCGUCGAUUAUUCUCCAAGGAAAAUAAAACAUAGAACGUCAUCUGUUGCAGUUUUAGGGCUUUUAAAAUAUCUGCCAAACUCGAGAUCGAAGAGCAUAAAAAAGUACGCUGAACUUGUUUUGUUGAAUCUUUUUCACAGCCAAACUAGGAUUCAAAAGUUCGUAUCCGUAAUUCAAACGUACUCGGAUGUGAUCCCUUCAAAUGUGUUCAAUUACAUAACGAAUUGGUCUCAACAUCAAUUUGUCCAUUUAGCCAAAGUCAAAGGAUCUUUAACGGUGUUUAAAGAUAUUGGCGAUAAUUUCCUGAACAAACUGAUAACCUUAGAAAUGCUCGAGAGUAAUGGUUAUCCAGAUUUACUAGUUGAUAUAUUAAGAAUGACGACUUUUUAUGUGGCUAACUUAGUUUCAAACAAAUCACUUUCAGAAGAUAUUGCUACUAAUUGGAUAACGGUAGUGGACUGUAUUGUGAAAGACCAUGUAAAUCUAUUGGAACAAUCAUGCCUAGAUUUGAUUCUAUCGAAUCCGUGUUUGAUUAAGCAUUUUGAUUUCCUAGCCAGUCAGAACCAUGUAUGGACUAAAUCGCUUUUAGUAGUUGUUAAAAAAUUGCAGGAAGUUGGGGUCGAUUUGGAUCAAUACAAACCCUUUUACUCUGGUAGGAUCUAUCAGAAUAUCGGAAAAAUCCUAAAAAAUCCAUCCAAGUAUAAUGUUAGUCUCAAUAUCAAAGACUUUUUGCAAGUGUUUCCUCUUGAUUACCCACAAGCUGCUAAAAUAGUCGAGCAGAUCUGCCAGCUACCAUUUGACAAGUAUAUAAGUGGUGAAAGUUCUCCUGUAUCUAAUAUACUUAACUACAGCUUGAGCCGAAUAUUAGAGCUCGUUAAGGUGCAUCCAGAAUUAGCUCCUUUUGAUAAAAAGGUGGUAUUAAAUCUGACUGCACUAUUAGUAGGUUUUAACAAAGAAAAUCUGAACAGCAGUGCCUUCGCUACCAAUUUAAGAAGUUAUUUCGCGAUAUUUCCACACAACAUAUCAGAUGUUGAUAAACACUUGUUUUCGAGCAUUUUAACUAUGUCUGAAUACAAUAAAGAAAGCGUUGAUCUGGCAGUGUUUUUGUUGGAGACAAAUUUGAAGCUAGUCAGCGAGUUGGAAGAGAAUGUGUCAACUAUUUGCGAGAAAAAAGGACUAAUACUACCAAUAGUACAUAUUUUGGCUAAUAAUAGUGCUCCUGAAGAAAUUCUGCAAAAAAUCUAUGAAAACAUGGAGUCUUCAUUAAUAAAAGCCAUCCAGAAGCCACAGAAAGUCGGUCAGCAUUUUUUAAAGGAUUACGACAUUGCCAUUUUGGUGGAGAAGUUUAUGCCUGUAGAGAAGUGUGCGAGUUUUGCUGACAAAGUUCAGAAGUUUGAAGUUGCUGAGAUUUUCCACGCCAAGUUGCUCGAAGCCUGUUACAACAAGACAAUAGAAAACGAUAUCAGUGAAAAGAAGAUUAACAAUAUUAUAAUGACUUUUGUCCAUUUGGAAAUUUCUGUACUCAAGAGAGCAAUCGAGACAGAGGAGGAAAUAAACAAAGUUAAUAAGCUAUCUGAUAUAUUUAUGAGAAUUAUGGAUAAGCUGGUUUUGAAGAAUUCGACUUUCCAAUUUGCAAUCAAUGAUAGCUUCAAAACCUUCUGCAAAUUCUCCCUGAAGUAUGGACUAUCUGGCCAAUUCAUAUUACUCCGGCUUCUGGGCAAACUUAUUAAAACUCUAUCAAGCAAUUUAAGUAAAGAUGACGCAGCAAUUUUUUUGGACAUGUUAUUGUCCCACUCGGAGUUUCUGAACGUUGCUUUGGGAGAACACAGUGAAACCAAACUGGAACUUUUAACGCUGAUUUUCAUUUUGUGUGACCAAUGGAACGAAAUAAUGGAAAGAAAUCAUGUACCAGUUUUACUAUCGGCGUAUAGAGGAAUGGUGACGCGGUGCGAUAGAAUUGUGCUGGCAUUGCUGACUCUAUAUGAAUCGAAGCCAGAGCAAACCCGUUUCUACGAUUUUAAGCCAUUUUUAUGUGGGAGAUUAGCGGCUACCCAUUACUCGGUUAGAACUCAGAUAGCCAGUUCGCUGAUGAGACAACCAAAGACGUCAGAUGUAUUAGAAAUUCUUAGAGAAGACUUAGUCAAUUCCACCAUAACAACAUAUCCCUUGGAAGACUGUUUGCGCCAUAACGUUCAGGAGCUUUCCAAAGAGUUCAACUGUUAUGACUUGAAAUUUUUCUUGCCAUUGUUCAGUCACAUCUUGGCUCCAGAGCAGCAAAUUAGGACUUAUGUUUUCAUCAGGAGUGGUGCUUUAAGUCUGACCGUUUUGGGUCUAGGAUGUCAAGAUAAAGAAGUUCGUCAGGCCGCCAGCCAUGUUUUAGCGAGACUGCACUUUCACUUGGAAGGAAGGCAAGUGGGCAAAGACAAUAUGUUGUGGAUAAGAUUUGUCGAAGCAUUGUGUAAAGGUGCAGCUAAUUUACCCAAUUUCAAACUGAAUACCUUCUCAGCCAUUUUUUUCGCCCGCAUGGCUCUUAUUUUAACAAACCCCAAACAUAUUAUGUUCUCGCCCCUAUCCUUAUACCUAACAGCUAAGCAGGAUUUAGAUUUAAGUACUAUUCCCGAACUAUACACUUUACUGUUCAGUUCUGAAGUUAACUUCGCCGACCACAGGAAAUUUAUUUUGAAAAUUCUCAGGGAUGGCAUGCGAACGGAUAAAGAUUUCCUGGACUUUCUCAGAUCCAUGGCCUAUAAAUUGUUUUCGGAGCUUUAUUCCAGUUGCGUGUCGGAUGCGGAUUGUAGAUUGUUGGUCUUGGAUAUAAUGGAUGCGAUUUGUAAAAUACCGUUAGGUGUUAAAAUGCUGACCGAAAAUUUUUCUUUUCUGGUUCAACUAGGUGUUUACGUGACUGAUAUUUGCAGUUCAAGUGAUUCGGCUCUUGCACUACCGAAAGUAGUCAGAAUACUUUUAAAUAUCGCUAAAAUCAGAACUGAUAUAUAUGCGAGUCAAACAGUACUUGAUAUCUGCCAGCAGAUAUUAGAAUCAAGUAACUUUCUUAAGUUAAAAGGACUGGAAUAUUUUUUCGAAACGCUUUUUAUCAUUGGCGAAAACCAUAUUUCUCUUUUACAGGAUCAACAGUUUAUUGCAAAAGUUAUUUCAACUGUGAACGAUAGGUUUUGUAAUUAUAUACAACAGUAUGGCUGUGGUUUUGUAAGUGAAAAAUGCACAGAAUUGCAGGAAAGUGGCACGAUACAUUUUUUAAGGUUGUUAGUUUAUAAAUUAUUAAAAUAAAUAGAGAACUAUUCGAA
This is a messenger RNA of Dendroctonus ponderosae (mountain pine beetle), 5513 nucleotides long. RefSeq names its product nucleolar pre-ribosomal-associated protein 1. The coding region runs from base 106 to 5496 and encodes 1796 amino acids. Gene Ontology annotation, biological process: maturation of 5.8S rRNA from tricistronic rRNA transcript (SSU-rRNA, 5.8S rRNA, LSU-rRNA); maturation of LSU-rRNA from tricistronic rRNA transcript (SSU-rRNA, 5.8S rRNA, LSU-rRNA). The record is from RefSeq and is a predicted model, not a curated record. Gene Ontology annotation, cellular component: nucleolus. NCBI's taxonomy places the organism in Eukaryota, Metazoa, Arthropoda, Insecta, Coleoptera, Curculionidae. The transcript has 11 exons.